Messenger RNA from Cotesia congregata, 357 nucleotides. The record is from the annotation of a GenBank genome assembly. Lineage: Eukaryota; Metazoa; Arthropoda; Insecta; Hymenoptera; Braconidae.
GAUUUAAUUUUAGGUGCUCAGGGACUUGCAGCAAUUUUCUUAAUCAGCAUAAUUGUAUUUGUAAAUGCUGGUGAUAUGAUGAGAAAAAGUAUUGUGUUUGAUAAAAAUACACCAGAUGUAUUUUAUUGUCCACAACACAAACCCACGGGCUUUGAAAAAAUGAUUGUUAAAGCUAAACCAUUGUCAAAACUCUGUCAAUUUGAAGGUGGGCCUAUUCCUGAAGAUUACAAGAGCGAUUGUUACAAUGACGUUGAUGAAACUGAAUAUGCUUGUAAAGAAAAAUACAGAAUAAUGAAACGAAUGAAAAAAUUGGAAACAGACAGCGAGCCGUUCGACAACGAGUACACCGACAAAUAG